UUCUCACAAAAUGUCAGAGAUUGCAGCCCUGGAGGCUGAGGUCAAGGAGUUCAAGCUUCAGCUUGAAACCGUCCAAUCGAGUUUGCAGGUAGACCCAGACAACACAGAAUUACAAAGUCUCAAAACUGAGCUGGAAGAACUUAUAAACCUCACCGAAACUUCUAUCGCCGAGUUGAAACCGUCCGCGCCACCAGCACCCCAGCCAGCCGCGACGAAGGACAGAGGACCGAAGGACACUUACGGCGCACAGAACAACUACCGCAAACCGACCGCUGAACAGUCCGAUGAGCCGGCCCCAUCUUACCCGGCGUCUUUCUCGGUCAACGAACAUGUUCUUGCUCGUUGGGUCUCAGGCGACAACUCGUUCUAUCCCGCGCGCAUCACCUCCAUCACCGGCUCGUCGAGCAAUCCCGUCUACUUGGUCUCGUUCAAGUCGUACGGGACGGUGGAAUCUCUGACCUCCAAGGACAUUCGGCCAAUCUCCAGCAAUGACUCGCGUAAACGCAAGGCUGAUGCAGGCUCAGGCAAUACUUCUUCCCAAUCUCCGGCACCCCAGCCACCCCACUCAAGCGUGAUCUCUGCGGCAGCGGACAUCAAUCCCGCGCUGGCCAAUCAGGCGCGUCAGGAGCCGAACAAGGUGAGCGAGGGGUCCGCACGGCCCAGCAAGGUCGCCCGCAAGGUGAAGGCCAACAAGGAGCUGGAGGAAGGCAAGAUGAAAUGGAAGGAUUUCGCUAGCAAAGGGAAGUUUGGACGUAAGAAGGAGAGUAUGUUCCGAACAGGAGAGGGAGUCAAUGCUCGAGUGGGGUUUACGGGGUCCGGUCAACAGAUGCGCAAAGAUCCGACGCGGUCGCGACAUGUCUACCAGCAAGGCGAAGACGAAGGAUACUAGUUCUCUGAGUGUUGAUCGAUGGAAUACAUCCCACUGUCACCUCGUGUCCUUUACCGUGUAUCAAAUCGCUAACGGGCUCUGGUGACAGAUCUAGUGCAAGUCGAGCCUGUCGCUGAUCGGGGUUGAUCCUCGAUGACCACAAUUGAUGAUGCGAUUGAACACCAUACCAUUAAUCAUGAAUGACUUUCUCUGUGUGAUUUACUUGACCAAUAUCUUAUACAUUUCGACAGCCUCAUAGGGGGCUGCUUUCCAUGUUUUCUUGUGUCCCAAGCGAAGCAUUUGCUAUGCUGCGUGUA
This is a messenger RNA of Aspergillus saccharolyticus JOP 1030-1, 1185 nucleotides long. RefSeq lists its product as uncharacterized. Gene Ontology annotation, molecular function: DNA-binding transcription factor activity. The record is from RefSeq and is a predicted model, not a curated record. Gene Ontology annotation, biological process: negative regulation of DNA-templated transcription. The transcript is spliced from 3 exons. Lineage: Eukaryota; Fungi; Ascomycota; Eurotiomycetes; Eurotiales; Aspergillaceae. The coding region runs from base 11 to 889 and encodes 292 amino acids.